Acromyrmex echinatior (Panamanian leafcutter ant) is the source of this 2385-nucleotide messenger RNA. RefSeq names its product Lysyl oxidase-like 1. Lineage: Eukaryota; Metazoa; Arthropoda; Insecta; Hymenoptera; Formicidae. Gene Ontology annotation, molecular function: copper ion binding; protein-lysine 6-oxidase activity. Gene Ontology annotation, biological process: peptidyl-lysine oxidation. Gene Ontology annotation, cellular component: membrane. The record is from RefSeq and is a predicted model, not a curated record.
AACCGUAAAUCAAGAGAAGAAACAUCCCUUCCUCUUAAAGUCUUUCGUCAGGGACGAGUCAUGGCUAUUCUAAUCGCGUCGACAUGUGACUUAAACGGGUCAUCAGGGCUAACGAAUCAUUCAGGAAGAGAUCGGCGAUGCGGGAAAAGAAACAAUUCGCCAUCUGGACCGCCGAUGAUCUUAUAAGCCGGCGUCACAUAUUACAAGUGUGCGUUAUGAAACAAGAAGCGAACGCAUUGCGUUAUAUUGCGUGAUCAGUAGUCCGUGGAAUCGUGCGCACACGAUUUCAGUACAACGUAAAUUUUUUUCUGUCCUUCUUCGUAACGAAAGAACAACAACCCGAGGAAAGUGUGAUUAAAUCGUGAGUGCUCAUCGAAAUUCUAAUUAUUUUAAAAUAUCGCAUGCAAUAUCGGACGAUGGAUCACAUGCAACGUUGAAUAUAAGUCGUGCAAAUCGUGAUUAGACUCUGGCAAUUGAUAAAGCUUUUGUUUAGUUGAACGUUAAAAUUUUCAAAACACACAAGAAAAAUGAGACUGCAACUGCGACGAGCGGGAAUCGCGUUUAGCUUGAUAAUGCUGUUAGUUAUAUUUGAAUUUUGCACAAGUAACAACGCUACCUGGGCCAGCAACCGUGACAAGAAGAUGCGUAUAGUUAGGAAGUUAAGAAAGGACUUCCGAAAGUUAAAGAAGCAGGAGGGAGCAUUAAAGCUGACAGGAGGUGAAAACGGCGAACAUGAAGGAAACGUGGAAAUACUUCACGACGGGAAGUGGGGCAGUAUAUGCGACGACGAAUGGGACGACUUCGAGGCCAAUGUGGUUUGCAAGCAAUUAGGCUAUAACGGUGCAAUUAAAGCAACGACAUACGGCUACUUUGGUCAGGCUAGAAGUGAGAUGAGAUAUUUAGUAUUUUUUCAUUUUAAACCACUGUCUUUCACGGUCGAGCGCAACAGAAGAUAUUGGAUGGAUAACGUUUAUUGCGACGGAUCCGAGAUCGAACUUGCGAAAUGCCGUUUCGACGGAUGGGGCAUUUCCGACUGCGGUAGUAACGAAGCUGCCGGCGUCAUUUGCUCGCGCGAUGAGGAAACGAGAUCAUCGCCACCAAUUUCGCAAGAAAAGCCAGUAAAGACCAGACUAAAGGAUACAUAUCAGCAAGGCACGGCUCUACGAUUAUCCGGAGGACGCGUACAUUCCGAGGGUCGAGUGGAAAUUAAAUUGGGCAGUACAGAUUGGGGUGUCAUCUGCGGCGACAGUUGGUCCAUUCUCGAAGCCGCCGUGGUUUGCCGUCAAUUGGGCCUUGGUUACGCCUCUGACGCAGUACAGACUAAUUUCUUCGGCAAUGGGGAAAUCAUCCCAAUAUCAAUUAGCGGGGUACAGUGCAAUGGGAACGAGGGAAAUCUGGCAGAGUGUCUACAUGACAAGGUUGCAGAUUGUCCAGGGUCAACGGAGAACAUGGCAGGGGUGGUGUGUCAUCGGGAGAUGGCUGAUCUCGUGUUCGAUCACAUCGAAUUGAUGCGCACGGCGCAUUUGGAAGACCGUCAACUGUACUGGUUGCAAUGCGCAAUGGAGGAAAAUUGCGUGGCCUCGCAAGCCUACAAGAUGCAAAGCGAGUCUGAAAAUUGGCACCUGGAGACAAGACGACUGUUACGCUUCACCGCGAGAAUCUUAAAUGCGGGUACCGCGGAUUUCCGUCCGUCUGUGCCUAAACAUCUAUGGGAAUGGCACAUGUGUCAUAUGCAUUAUCAUUCGAUGGAAGUAUUCGCCACUUUCGACGUAAUCGAUUCGAGCGGCAAUAAAGUUGCCGAAGGUCAUAAAGCGUCCUUUUGCCUCGAAGACAAUCAAUGUAUACCCGAUGUUCAACCCAGAUACAAAUGCGCCAAUUACGGAGACCAAGGUAUUUCCGUUAAUUGCAGUGACAUUUACAAGCACAAUAUCGACUGCCAGUGGGUGGAUAUUUCCGAGCUCGAGCCAGGACAUUAUACGCUCAAGGUCGCGGUAAAUCCCGAAUUUAAAGUUGGUGAGAUGUCGUUCGAUAACAACGCGGCGAUCUGCCGCCUCCUUUAUACAGAAACUUUUGCAACUGUCCAUAGUUGCGUAAUGGGACGUCCUUGACAUGCAAUGUGUACACGAUUGCAGAGAUUUUUUUAGCUAGAUAGACAAUCUACAGGGUGAGAGAUUCAUGUCAAGCGCGUUGGCGUUAACUGGACAUGACGAACAAGAAACGAUACAUUGCGACCUUGCGAUAGAUUCGUGAAUAAAUUUCACAGUUCAAAAGUAGAAUUUCAAUUGGAAGUAAAGUACAUCAUGAAAUUUAAAAAAUGACAAUUUUUUUCUCCUGCGUUAAAAUGAAUGGAAACAGAAUUGCUGUUUUAAAAUUAUUACACUAGUU